Molecule: messenger RNA, 240 nt
Organism: Vanderwaltozyma polyspora DSM 70294
Lineage: Eukaryota; Fungi; Ascomycota; Saccharomycetes; Saccharomycetales; Saccharomycetaceae
Gene: SDH6
Product: Sdh6p
Exons: 1
Coding region: 1-240 (79 amino acids)
Biological process (GO): mitochondrial respiratory chain complex II assembly
Cellular component (GO): mitochondrion
Source: RefSeq, a predicted model, not a curated record
AUGGUGAGAAAAUUGAGCGGUUUACAAAGAGAGGUAGUCCAUCUUUAUAGAAGUUGCAUUCGAAUGGCACAUACAAAACCCAUUGAAAAUAGACCACAUUUUAUAAAGUAUAUACAUUCGGAAUUUGGUAAAUAUAAAGAUAUACCAAGAAAAGAUUUUACCACUAUUGAACAUCUUUUAAGAAUUGGUUCUAAAAAAUUACAAGAAUUUUCGAAAAAUGAGGUGAAGGAUAUAAGGUAA